Pieris brassicae (large cabbage white) is the source of this 5187-nucleotide messenger RNA. It is a transcript of the gene nompC, whose product is annotated as serine/threonine-protein phosphatase 6 regulatory ankyrin repeat subunit B. The record is from RefSeq and is a predicted model, not a curated record. Gene Ontology annotation, cellular component: glycosylphosphatidylinositol-N-acetylglucosaminyltransferase (GPI-GnT) complex; membrane. NCBI's taxonomy places the organism in Eukaryota, Metazoa, Arthropoda, Insecta, Lepidoptera, Pieridae. Gene Ontology annotation, molecular function: calcium channel activity; protein binding. The transcript has 19 exons. Gene Ontology annotation, biological process: GPI anchor biosynthetic process; calcium ion transmembrane transport. Bases 59 to 4870 code for a protein of 1603 amino acids.
GUAGACUCUUUAAUUCAACAGUCUUAGUGCACGCAGACAUAGUUCCACUAUUCCAUCGAUGAAGACAACGGGAAUGACUCCACUAAUGUUCGCGGUAAAGGACAAUCGAACAUCGUUUGUGGAGCGGCUUAUAGAAUUAGGAUCUGAUGUUGGUGCUAGGAACAAUGAUAACUACAAUGUUCUUCACAUAUCGGCAAUGUACUCGAGGGAAGACAUCGUCAAAUUACUGUUGUCUAAAAGAGGCGUUGAUCCAUUUGCUACGGGAGGUAGCCGGCAACAAACAGCAGUUCACUUGGUGUCAAGCAGACAAACAGGAACGGCAACAUCUAUUCUUCGAGCUUUACUUACAGCAGCAGGAAAGGAUAUACGACUGAGACCUGAUGGGAGAGGUAAGAUCCCGCUGCUCUUGUCUGUGGAGGCUGGCAACCAGAGCAUGGUGCGGGAACUCCUAAGUGCGCAGACGGCUGAACAGUUGAAGUCAUCAACACCAGCUGGUGACACAGCCCUGCAUUUGGCCGCAAGACGGCGUGAUGUAGAUAUGGCUCGUAUUUUGGUGGACUAUGGAGCCCUAGUCGAUGCAGUCAAUGGUGCCGGUCAGACCUCGUUGCAUAUAGCUGCUGCUGAAGGUGAUGAUGCUCUAGUUAAAUACUUCUAUGGCGUACGGGCGAAUGCUGCUAUUGCUGAUAAUGAAGAUCGGACUCCGAUGCAUCUAGCUGCGGAAAAUGGUCACGCGGCUAUCAUAGAACUUUUAGCGGAUAAAUUCAAAGCCUCGAUAUUCGAGAGAACGAAAGAUGGAAGUACUUUGAUGCACAUCGCAUCUCUCAACGGGCACGCCGACUGUGCAAUGAUGCUUUUCAAAAAAGGAGUUUAUCUACAUAUGCCAAAUAAGGAUGGAGCUAGGAGCAUUCACACAGCAGCAAGAUAUGGACACGUUGGCAUCAUCAACACGUUACUACAAAAAGGGGAGAGUGUGGACGUUACCACUAACGAUAACUACACCGCACUUCAUAUAGCAGUAGAGUCAUGUAAGCCGGCCGUCGUGGAGACGCUGUUGGGAUAUGGUGCUGAUGUCCACAUUCGUGGUGGAAAACAAAGAGAGACUCCUCUUCACAUCGCUGCUAGGAUACCUGAUGGUGACAAAUGUGCACUGAUGCUGUUAAAGUCUGGAGCAGGACCAAAUAAAGCGACAGAAGAUGGUAUGACACCGGUACACGUAGCAGCGCGUCACGGUAACCUCACUACGCUUGUGCUUUUACUGGAAGAUGGGGGUGACCCUUUAAGAAAAACAAAGAGUGGCGAGACACCACUUCACAUGGCGUGUAGAAGUUGCAAACCAGACAUCGUUCGGCAUUUAAUAGGAUUCGUAAAAGAACAUAAAGGAGAAAAAAUUUCCACUAUGUACAUUGACUCAGUGGAUGAAGAUGGUGCCAGUGCCUUACAUUUCGCGGGACAAAUAACUAAAGAGGAAGUAAAAGUACCCUCGGCUGACCGAGAGGUCGUCAAGUGCUUGAUGGAAAAUGGAGCUGAUGUUUCCUUACAAACAAGACAUAACCAAGAAACAGCAUUUCAUUUCUGUGCAAUCGCGGGAAACAAUGAUGUACUUACUGAAAUGAUAACUGAUAUGUCAACGGCCGAUGUCAGUAGAGCCCUAAAUAAACAAAAUUCAAUCGGAUGGACGCCAUUAUUAAUUGCUUGCAAUAGAGGACAUAUGGAACUAGUCAACACAUUACUAUCAAAUCAUGCAAGAGUAGAUGUAUUUGACGUUGAAGGCAGAUCAGCCUUGCAUUUAGCUGCUGAACAUGGUUAUCUACAAGUUUGUGAUGCAUUACUUACUAAUAAGGCAUUUAUUAACUCAAAGGCGCGAAAUGGGCGAACAGCCUUGCAUUUAGCGGCAAUGAAUGGCUUCGCCCAUUUAGUGAAGUUUUUGAUAAGAGAUCACAACGCUGUAAUAGAUGUAUUAACUUUAAAGAAACAAACUCCUUUACAUUUAGCGGCCGCAAGUGGUCAAAUUGAAGUAUGCAAGCUUUUACUUGAACUCGGUGCCAAUAUUGACGCAACAGACGAAUUGGGUCAGAAACCUAUACAUGCAGCGGCUCAAAAUAAUUAUUCAGAAGUUGUUCAACUAUUCCUUCAACAACAUCCAAAUCUAGUAAUGGCAACGACAAGAGAUGGUAAUACAUGUGCUCACAUAGCGGCGAUGCAGGGUUCAGUGAAAGUGAUUGAAGAAUUGAUGAAAUUUGAUAGAACUGGGGUCAUAUCGGCGCGGAAUAAACUGAAUGAUUCCACACCGUUGCAAUUGGCCGCGGAAGGUGGUCACGCCGAUGUUGUAAGGGUUUUAGUAAGAGCUGGAGCCUCUUGUACUGACGAGAAUAGAGCUGGCUUAACUGCUGUGCACUUAGCGGCUGAACAUGGUCAUACCAACGUAUUAGACGUCAUGAGAUCAACUAAUACUUUAAGGAUAUCAAGUAAAAAGUUAGGUUUAACACCUCUUCACAUAGCCGCCUAUUAUGGACAAGCAGAAACGGUGCGAGAACUGUUAUCUCAUGUACCUGGGACUGUAAAAUCGGAUGCACCUACAGGAGUGUCAUUAGUCCCAAUUUUGGGGGCUGAAUCUGGUUUGACCCCUUUACACUUGGCUGCAUAUAAUGGAAAUGAAAACGUUGUGCGAUUGCUACUCAACUCUGCAGGCGUACAAGUAGAUGCCGCUACUAAUGAAAAUGGCUAUAAUCCCUUGCAUCUAGCAUGUUUUGGUGGACACAUGUCAAUUGUAGGGCUUUUGCUCAGUAGAUCGGCAGAAUUACUUCAGAGUACAGACAGACAUGGGAAGACUGGUUUACACAUAGCAUCAACACACGGCCAUUACCAGAUGGUUGAAGUUUUACUCGGUCAAGGGGCUGAAAUAAAUGCGACUGAUAAAAAUGGCUGGACACCCUUACAUUGCGCAGCGAAAGCGGGAUAUUUGAACGUGGUCAAGCUUUUGUGUGAGUCUGGAGCGUCACCAAAGAGUGAAACGAAUCUUAACUGUGCCCCUAUAUGGUUUGCGGCUUCGGAGAAUCAUAAUGACGUUUUAGAAUACUUGCUGCACAAAGAACAUGAUACGCAGUCUUUGAUGGACGAUAAGAAAUUUAUUUAUAAUCUAAUGGUCUGCUCCAAAAAUCACAAUAAUAUACCAAUUGAAGAGUUUGUGUUAGUAUCACCAGCACCUGUUGAUACGGCAGCAAAGUUAUCUAACCUUUAUAUUAACUUGUCUACCAAGGAGAAAGAGCGUGCCAAAGACCUAAUCGCUGCUGGAAAGCAAUGCGAGGCAAUGGCGACUGAAUUGUUGGCCUUAGCGGCCGGUGCUGAUUCUGCGGGACAUAUUCUAACAGCCACUGAUAAUAGGAAUAUUGAAUUCCUAGACGUUUUAAUUGAGAAUGAGCAAAAAGAAGUCAUAGCGCACACGGUCGUCCAGAGAUAUCUCCAGGAACUGUGGAGAGGGAGUCUCAAGUGGACGGGCAUCAAAAUAAUGUUCCUUUUCUUUAUUUUUAUAGUUUGUCCGCCAGUGUGGCUAAUCUUUUCCCUUCCAUUAGGUCAUAAAUAUAAUAAGAUACCUAUAAUUAAAUUUAUGUCGUAUUUAACGUCACAUAUCUAUCUUAUGAUAUUGUUAGCUUUAGUCGCCAUAACGCCAAUUUAUAAUUCAAUAUUUAGGGAAAGUUUAGUUCCAAGAUGGUAUGAGUGGAUUCUACUUAUCUGGCUAAGUGGUCUUCUAUUAUUUGAACUUACGAAUCCCAGUGAUAAAUCAGGUUUAGGUUGGAUAAAAAUUGCAGUAUUAUUAUUAGGGAUGGUGGGUGUCGCGACCCAUGUGGUUGGUUGGAUUUUCGUUUUACCAAAGUAUUGGCCGACACUCAUGUACUGUAGAAAUCAAUUUUUCGCUCUCUCAUUUCUUUUAGCUUGUGUACAAAUUUUAGACUUUUUAUCCUUCCACCACUUGUUCGGUCCGUGGGCCAUCAUCAUAGGUGACCUUAUGAAAGAUCUAGGUAGAUUCCUCGCAGUAUUAGCCAUAUUCGUAUUCGGAUUUUCAAUGCACAUAGUAGCAUUGAACCAGCCUUUCAGAAAUAUAAAUAAGCCUGAAGAUAAUAAAUACGCUAGAACAGCAAGAAGAAAACUAUUUUCCGACGUGACUAUGAACCCAGUGUUUUCGUUCGAGCUUCUUUUCUUCGCGGUGUUUGGGCAAACGACCACAGAGCAGACGAGGGUGCAUCGUAAUGAUAGCAACACCCAACCGCAAUGGACAAAUUAUUUAUUCAAAAUAGUAUUCGGGAUAUAUAUGCUGGUGUCAGUUGUAGUGCUAAUCAACUUGCUGAUUGCUAUGAUGUCAGAUACAUACCAACGAAUACAGGCGCAAUCAGAUAUCGAGUGGAAGUAUGGGUUGUCUAAGCUAAUCCGAAACAUGCAUCGGACAAAUACGGCUCCAUCACCGCUCAAUCUGGUUACUACGUGGCUUAUGUGGCUGAUACAUCGAUGUCGUGAACGUUUAUCGAAAAAGAAACGACCAAGUCUAGUGCACAUGGUAGGACUGCAGAGGCAAGACCAGAUGAGCGCGAGGUCGAAGGCCGGUGCCAAAUGGCUCUCGAAAGUUAAGCGUGGCCAAGUUGUUCCAAAAGAUUCAACUCGACUCUCCGUUGUCCACCUUAGUCCACUCGGCUCUCAGCUGAGCUUCAAUAACAUGACAAGGAUAGAGAAUGUAGUAGACUGGGAGAUAAUAGCGAAGAAGUACAGGGCAUUAACAAGGGAUGAGCCAGAGGAACCACUUGCUAAGGACAGUGAUACAGAUACAGCCGAGAGCGAGUCUGAAAUUGUACCUAAUAAUAUAGCGGCCGUUCCUCCUUGAACUGUCUAUUUAUAUUGAGAAAUGUACAACUUAAUACAGUUUUAAUAAAAUAAAAAAAAAUUCAAUAGCUGAUUUCUGUGUAUUGGAAAAUGUAUAAGACUAGAUUGUAUCUUUUAAAUCUGUAUUUAUCUGUUGACUCCGUCUUAUUGCUAUCUAAACAAAUGAUUUUUAUCUUUUCGACGUCGUUUUGUAUAAUUGAUUGCGUAAAUUAGAAUACGCGAUUCAGUGUAACAAGUCUGAUUUAGUUUCAACAAAUGUUUAAAUUAUAAUUUCCUAUAUAUAAACAUAGACAUAUGAAAACAUCAGCCAUGCUUCGA